AUGGAACUUGACCGGAUCGCCCCUUCCGAGCGAAGCCACAAACUGAACUCUACCAACAGCAAGUCCAAAUCAUCUAACCUCAGGAACAUUGCUCAGGGGAAGAUGGGAGAGACACAGUAUCACACUCUCUCCUUGAGAUACAAGCAAGGAAGGCGCUCCGGUGGAGGCUGCAGAAAUGCUGGUUGGUUACCAGUCAGAUGGGCAGUAGGAAACAAGGUGCAUUCAUUGGAGAAAUUGCCUUUUGGCAGAGUUAGUGGGGAAAAGGUCAUUGGAAUAUUGGAUGUGUUCACACCAGAUGUAACACUGGAGAAGUUUAAUGACUUCUACCUUGUCAUGCCAUUUAUGGGAACAGACUUGAGUAAAAUAAUGAAGCAUGAGAAACUAACUGAAGACCGAAUCCAGUUCCUGGUAUAUCAGAUGUUGAAAGGCUUAAAGUAUAUUCACUCCUCGGGCAUAAUUCACAGGGAUCUAAAGCCUGGGAACUUGGCAGUAAACGAAGACUGUGAAUUGAAGAUUCUGGAUUUUGGAUUGGCGAGGCAUACAGACAGUGAGAUGACUGGUUAUGUGGUUACAAGGUGGUACAGAGCCCCAGAGGUGAUACUUAACUGGAUGCAUUAUACGCAAACAGUUGACAUCUGGUCUGUGGGCUGUAUAAUGGCUGAGAUGAUAACAGGGAGGCCUCUGUUCAAAGGAAAUGAUCAUCUGGACCAGCUCACAGAAAUAAUGAAAAUAACGGGUACACCAACUCAAGAUUUUGUUCAAAAACUGCAGAGUCAAGAUGCAAAAAACUAUAUCAAAAGCCUCCCAAAAGUCCAGAAAAAAGAUUUUGCAUCCAUCUUGAAGUAUGCGAAUCCUUUGGCUGUAAAUCUUUUGGAGAAGAUGCUGGUGCUGGAUGCAGAGAAGCGAGUCACAGCAGCUGAGGCUUUGACGCAUCCUUACUUCGAACCAAUUCACGAUCCUGAGGAAGACAUUGAAGCUGAGAAAUAUGACGACACAUUUGAUAACAUGGAUCUUCCGCUAGAUGAGUGGAAGCGCAUUACGUACAAAGAGAUACUGAACUUCAAGCCACCACAAACACUGGAGUCAAAGGAGACAUCGGUGUAA
Messenger RNA from Opisthocomus hoazin, 1104 nucleotides. The record is from RefSeq and is a predicted model, not a curated record. NCBI's taxonomy places the organism in Eukaryota, Metazoa, Chordata, Aves, Opisthocomiformes, Opisthocomidae.